AUGGAAGACGGUGGUUCCUCUGAUGCUAGGAAGCCAGAGUCAGUGGCUAGCAGUAGCUCGCCUGCUUUGCAUCCCACCACGGCCUACGAUCUCUCUGAAACGGAAGAGACGCUAAACUCGCCUGAUACAUUUUACUCGCCGCCUGCCUCACCUGGGCGUCUGUCGCGCAACCCGUCCUUUUCGUACCAUGAUGACUGGGAGACAUUUCCGCCUCUAGACCAACUGACGGUGUUCGACCUGCUUGAUAACCUCUCUCUGUCACAAAGGCUGGAAAGGCUGCAGCGAGCACUCAACGCGCAAAAGGACAAAGUCAAGAGACAACGCGAGAAGCUCAAGCACACUUCCAUUAACGCGAAGGAACGUGUUGUGGGCGAAUGGAAGAGACGGGUUCCAACAGCCGAUGAGCAGUUAGACAAGUACCGCCGUCGCAUGAAAGAUGGCGUGGAACGCCUGGGGAAACAGUGGAACGCGACCGCUACUGUGACACUACGUGAGAAGAUCUCUUUCAUCGCUGGUGUUAUGAACAUCCUCGUGAGCGGCUACCUCCUUGGAGGGUUCCCUGAGUACUUCUACAUCUGGUUCAGCGUGCAGCUGGCCUACUUCAUGCCUAUCAGAUACUACCGGUAUCACAAAAAGGGCUACCACUAUUUCUUGGCUGAUCUAUGCUACUUUGUCAAUGUGCUCUGUAUGCUCAGCCUCUGGGUUUUCCCUGGCUCGAAGAGGCUGUUUAUCAGCACCUUUUGCUUGGUAUUCGGCAACAACGCCGUUGCGAUUGCCAUGUGGCGCAACUCGAUGGUUUUCCACAGUAUGGACAAGGUGGUCAGUCUGUUUAUCCACAUCAUGCCACCCGUUUCCUUGCAUUGUCUCGUCCAUAUGACGUCAGCGGAGACGCUGCGAGAUCGAUUCCCAGCGAUCUACGAGAUCAAGUUCAGUGAACCGGGUUCGCCCAAUCAUUUCAACCUCCUGGAAAUGAUGGGAUGGGCAACAGUGCCUUACGUGAUUUGGCAGCUGACGUACCACUGUUUUAUCACUGUUCGUCGUGCCGAGAAGAUUGCUGCAGGACGUCCGACCAGCUUCACUUGGCUCCGCAAGUCGUAUGCCAAGACCUGGAUCGGCAAAGUCGUCCUGAGCCUCCCCGAAUCGCUCCAGGCUCCGGCUUUUAUGCUGAUUCAGUAUUUGUACGCGAUAUUGACCAUGAUCCCCUGCCCUCUGUGGUUUUGGUCUCGGUGGGCGAGUGGUCUUUUCCUCACCGGUCUUUUCAUUCUCAGCGUUCACAACGGCGCAACAUACUAUAUUGACGUCUUCGGCAAGCGCUUCCAGAAGGAGUUGGAAGAGCUGAAGAAGGAUGUCGCUCGUUGGCAAUCGUCCCCGGAAGGGGUUUCCAGCCCGACGCUUCUGUCAUCUGACAAUGCUGCGACAGUCGGGGCCAAGGGUCUCGAGGAAUCAGCCAGUGGCGGAUCUGACAAAGUCGGCAUUGGCCAGAUCCCUCUUCUUGAUGCGCAAUCGACUGGUGUAGAGAGCGGCCAAGCUGCCGAUAACUCUGGGAUCCGGGAAAGGUCUUGA
Molecule: messenger RNA, 1563 nt
Organism: Aspergillus luchuensis
Lineage: Eukaryota; Fungi; Ascomycota; Eurotiomycetes; Eurotiales; Aspergillaceae
Product: glycerophosphocholine acyltransferase
Exons: 2
Coding region: 1-1563 (520 amino acids)
Biological process (GO): phosphatidylcholine biosynthetic process
Source: RefSeq, a predicted model, not a curated record